UUCCACCGGAAAAAGAGCCCCCGGGUUGGGGGAGGAGCCCAAAAGGGAUUGUGGGAGAAAGCCUUGUUCUUUUCCGUCUGGCGGCAGCCAUCAGGUAAGCCGAGAUGGGUGCCUACAAGUACAUCCAGGAGCUGUGGAGGAAGAAGCAGUCGGAUGUGAUGCGCUUUCUCCUGCGAGUCCGCUGCUGGCAGUACCGCCAGCUCUCUGCGCUGCACAGGGCCCCCCGCCCCACCCGGCCCGAUAAGGCGCGCAGGCUGGGGUACAAGGCCAAGCAAGGUUAUGUCAUCUAUCGGAUUCGUGUGCGCCGGGGUGGCCGCAAACGCCCAGUGCCUAAGGGUGCAACCUAUGGCAAGCCUGUCAAUCACGGUGUCAACCAGCUGAAGUUUGCCAGAAGCCUUCAGUCUGUUGCUGAGGAGCGAGCUGGACGCCACUGUGGAGCCCUGAGGGUCCUGAAUUCUUACUGGGUUGGUGAAGAUUCCACAUACAAAUUCUUCGAAGUUAUCCUCAUUGAUCCAUUCCAUAAAGCUAUCCGAAGAAACCCUGACACCCAGUGGAUCACUAAGCCAGUCCACAAGCACAGGGAGAUGCGCGGGCUGACGUCUGCAGGCCGCAAGAGCCGUGGCCUUGGGAAGGGCCACAAGUUCCACCACACUAUUGGUGGCUCUCGCCGUGCCGCUUGGAGACGGCGCAAUACUCUCCAGCUCCACCGUUACCGCUAACACAAGUAAUGUUUGUAAAAUUCAUACCUAAUAAACAAUUUAGGACAGUUAUGUCUACUUAAAAGUGUUCUUUAAUUUGUCUGUUAAAACAGUAGUUGUCUGCAGAUUGUUCCAUGAAUGCAUUGUCAAAUUUUGAAAGUGAAAGUGCAAUAACGCUUGACGACAAUAAGUGAUAGUGUAUCUUGUUUCUAAUAAGGUAAACAUUUGUCUUUGCUUUAUCUUGUUAGGCAGUUAUAUGUCAGUGUUUAAGAUGACGUGUGUGGUAUAAUAGGUGUAAAAUAAAUUCUGUAAAAGAGGA
Loxodonta africana (African savanna elephant) is the source of this 1017-nucleotide messenger RNA. RefSeq names its product ribosomal protein L15 (gene RPL15). Gene Ontology annotation, cellular component: cytosolic large ribosomal subunit; ribosome. Gene Ontology annotation, biological process: cytoplasmic translation. Bases 105 to 719 code for a protein of 204 amino acids. The transcript is spliced from 4 exons. NCBI's taxonomy places the organism in Eukaryota, Metazoa, Chordata, Mammalia, Proboscidea, Elephantidae. The record is from RefSeq and is a predicted model, not a curated record. Gene Ontology annotation, molecular function: RNA binding; structural constituent of ribosome.